UCUCUGGCGCCGUGCCAUCAAAGUUAAAACUUUUUUUUUGUAAUUAGCAAUAUUUACAAAGUUGCGACUAACCGUGUUGCUACUGCUAUUGCUAAAUUGAAUUAGCGCGUGGCUGGAACUGCGGCGGCGGCGCGCAAACUAUUUAAAAUCAGCGUCGCGUGAGUCAAAGAGCUGACGUCAGAAUGCAAAAACCAUUCAACUUCAAACUGUUGGUGCCCCCAAGAGCUCAUUUGAAUCAGGUGUCUGCAGUGAGGCCUCAGGAAACAGGCUUGUUUGAAGAAAACGGUGUUUUUUCUCCUCCUGAUCAGAGUUACAAGUGUUCAGAUAUGGAGACAAGCCUGCCAUUUCCAUCAAAAAUGGUGCUUCCUACGAAGACAUCAAGACCAGAGGGUAUGAAGAAGGUUGCAGUCAUGCCAAUGGAAAAGGAGGAGACAUCAUUAAGAUCCAGCCAGCUGUACUCCAGAUUGCUCGAUGAAGCUGAGAAAAUUAAAAUGUGGAAGUUCAGAAUAGAUUCUGAGAUUUCACAAAAAGACAGGAAGCUUCAGGAGAACAGAAAAACCAUUGAGACGCAGCGCAAAGCCAUUCAGGAGCUUCAGUUUGCAAAUGAAACUCUGAGCAUGAAAUUAGAGGAUCAACUCAAUGAGAAUGAAGAUCUUAGAAAUAAAAGUAAUGCAACCAGAAAUUUGUGUAACAUACUAAAGGACACAUUUGAGAGAUCUGCUGAGAAAAUGAAUCUGUUUGAGGCUGAACGGGAAGAAACUCAUGAUCUGUUUAUACAGAACAGUGAGAAUAUUCAGAGGAUGGUGGCGGCAUUUGAAAGUCUUCGGAAGCAGGCAGAGGCUGAUCAGCAGGAAAUGUUGAAAUUAAGAGAAUGCCUUACAGAGUUUAAGGAUCUUAAAGUGAAGUUCAAGAGUGAAUGCCAUGUGAAGGAGAAAGAGGUUGCCAUGCUCCAAGAAAAACUCAGAGAAAAAGAAAACAAUCUAAAAGAUUUUUCAGUAAAACUCCAAGAGGCAAAGCAAAGCUGCAUUCUGCUAGAGGAGUCUGCAAUGAAACAUCAGAAAUUACUUCAGAGUGUUACACAGGACCGGGAGGCGCUUGAGGAAAAACUCAGGGUGACGGAGCAACUCAAAUGGGAGAUUGAGGAAAACCAGAGAGCCUUAACUGACAAACUGGAGCAAAGCAAGGAGAACCAUGAGAAAGUUCUUCAAAAGAAAGACACUGAACUAGAGGAACUAAACAACAUCAAAGAGCAACAGUCAAACCAACUUGCAGAGAUGCAGCUGACAGUGAAUUCUUUGCAGUCCUCACUAACAUCUGAGAUACAGAGGGUACAAGACCUUAAGACAAAGAUAAAUUCAGUGGUGAAUGAACUCAGUGACAAAAGUGCAGAAUUGGAACUUAUUAAGGGGCUGAAAGAGGACAAUAGCAAGCAAAUACAGAUACUCAGAGAUGAGCUGGAUGAGAAGUCAAAUUCACUCUGCUCUAUAAAGGAGGAAUUAAAGACAAGUGAAGUUCAGAUGCUCCAGCUUAUUGCUUCACUUGAAGAGAAACAAAGUGAGACAAAUAAUUUGAAGGAUGCUGUGGAGAAUGUCACAACAGAAAAUAAAAACAUGAAGGAGGCCCUGACAAAAGCUAGAAACGACAAUGAAGAGCUGCAAGAAGAAGUUGUUUUAAAAGAGGCUAAAUUGAAAGAGAUGGAGGAACAAUUGUCAGGAGCUUUGGAGAGCAGUUGUAAUUCAUCUAAAGAGGUAGAACGAUUGGAGAGGGACAUAAAGCAACAGAAGGAGAAUUACAAGGAGCUGAUGUUGAAGUUUAAUGACCUGCAGAUUCAGAAAGACGUCAUUCAACAACAGGUUGAUAGUGGUGCUUUAGAGAAGAAAGUCCUUCAGUCUCAUUUAAUGGAAAGCAAUGCAAAUGCAGAACGGGAGAAGACAGAAAUAGAUAGACUUGAGAGAGAGAAGCAACAGCUUCAGGAACAGGUGGAUAUUUUAACUGCACAAAUUGCUGUUCAGGAUGAAGAGAGAAAGAAUGUUCAGGAGCAGUUAAGAGAAAGUGGCAAAGGCGCAAAGAAAGAACUUCUGAUGAAAGACAAAAAAAUAAAAGCAUUUGAGUCAAAGAUGAGUAAACUGAAGGAAGAUUCAGAUGAUUUAAAGAAACGUCACAUAGAGGAGCUUCAGAAAAUACGCUCUGACCUUGAAGGCAUGUCAACAGCAGAGGAACAACUCAAACUUGAGGUGCAAAACCUGAAGCAAACCGCCAUGGAGGCACUGAAGAGUAAAGACGACACAGAAAUGAAAUGCCAGCAGAAGAUAUCAGACAUGGUUGCUUUGAUGGAGAGGCACAAGCAUGAGUAUGACAAAAUGGUAGAAGAAAAAGAUGCAGAACUGAGUGAAAAACGGAUGAGAGAAGCUGAAGUCAACGCAAGCAAAGCAUCACUGGAACUGGAGCUGUCCCACCUGCAAGUGGAAAAUGAUGAGCUGAGACAACAAUUUGAAAAGCUCAAAGGAGAAAAGGUGACCUUGAGGACACCAGUUUCAUCUCUUGAAAAAGACACACUUUAUCAGAUAACUGAAAUCAAACCAAAGAAGAGAAGAAACAAGAUCUCUAAAACUCAGAAAGCUGUGACCACUAAGAAGCCUCUGUAUGAGGAAGAAAAUGAAACUCCAUCAACAAAUGCAUCCUACACUUCUGCUGGAGAAGUGAAUGAAGUCCUUCAUACACCAUUAUGGAGCCUGGGCAAAAAAUCUGGAACAACACCUCAAAUAAAGUCAUUCAGAAUCCGCACACCACCCUCACCUAAGGUUACAGGGUCUUGGAAGAAAAAUAUUCUGAAGCUGGACCCAAAGUCAGACAACUCCGACAGCAACGACAUACUGAGUUUCUCUCCAAGACCUGUUAAAUCAAAGAAACCUAUGCAGCCAAAAGACCCAGACACAGGGAGUUUGGACAUGUUCAAGGUGCAGAGUUCUUUCGUGUGCAAGUCUCCAGGAGCAGCGCUGAAACUGGCUGCAAUGAAGAGAAUGCGAGAUGCUGGAUGGACCACCGUUAGCAGUUCAGAUAAGAAGAAAAAAAAAGUAACAGACAAGAUCUUUGCUUGAAACUGUUUACAUCAAAAAUGUGAUUUUAUCCUUUUUUUAAAAAAAAAAAAAUGUGCAUAUGAUUGCUUUUGAUUGAUUACAAUUUCUACUGAACAAGCAGAAAUAUUUAUAUUAUUUAUUCUUAGUUCUCAGUACUCAAUUUACAUAAUAGUAUUAUUCAGUUAAUAUACAGUACCUUACAAUGUUUAUCAAAAAUCUUGUUCCUGGUAUAGUUGUUGCGGUUACAAAUCUUUGUAUUUACAUUUAUAUUUGUGUUUUUUUCUGUUAUGUUCAGUAAUUUCACUAGUUCAAAAGAUUUAUUUAGCAGUUUAAAAACAGCCUUUUUUCAUAGAAGCUUCAAGUAAAAGUAACAUUUUCAGCUCAAAAAGUGUUGUUGUUUUUUUGUUUGUUUGUUUUUUUAAUAAAAAGAGGUUUGUUUCUGAGA
Molecule: messenger RNA, 3522 nt
Organism: Ctenopharyngodon idella (grass carp)
Lineage: Eukaryota; Metazoa; Chordata; Actinopteri; Cypriniformes; Xenocyprididae
Gene: sycp1
Product: synaptonemal complex protein 1
Exons: 31
Coding region: 183-3098 (971 amino acids)
Biological process (GO): chiasma assembly; meiotic DNA repair synthesis; lateral element assembly
Cellular component (GO): transverse filament; central element; synaptonemal complex
Molecular function (GO): double-stranded DNA binding
Source: RefSeq, a predicted model, not a curated record